Gaeumannomyces tritici R3-111a-1 is the source of this 656-nucleotide messenger RNA. RefSeq lists its product as hypothetical. NCBI's taxonomy places the organism in Eukaryota, Fungi, Ascomycota, Sordariomycetes, Magnaporthales, Magnaporthaceae. The record is from RefSeq and is a predicted model, not a curated record. The transcript has a single exon. The coding region runs from base 18 to 611 and encodes 197 amino acids.
ACCAUCGCCGCGCGAAGAUGCUCUUCCGACGUUUGCCAGUGCCCUUGUCGGCCCCCUUCAUCUCACGCAACUACAGGGGUUUCGCCACCACUGCUGCUAACCACAACCUCCUCGGCUUGGCUGCCCUGUCCAAGGAUUCCGAUAACAACCUCUACUUCAAUGCCUUGGUCAAGAAAACCGCCAUCGAGGACGCCGCCGACCAGAUGGCACCUUCGGAGCUCGGUGCCUGGUCCGCGUACACCGACGGUAGACUGAUACUGCCCAAGGUCGAUUGGAACGGCGCGCCAAGCCGUGCCCGCGCGCCGAUUUCAGACCAGUCCCUCGAGACAGCCCAGAGCUACGCCGAAGCCUUGAGCCGUCUAUACAGCGGGAUGGCGACGGUACCUGAUAGCGCCGCGGGUAACGUCUCGAGCGAGAAAAAGGACAAGCCGCCCCUCGUUCGUCUGUCUCCAAGCCAAGCCGCCUGGUUCGUGCGCGAGUACAAGCUGGAAACCACCCUCGUCAAGGCUGUGGGACGCAUCAUCCGCGUCGAGAAGAGCAUGUACAAAGUCCUGCAGGUCGUCAGCCAGGCCGCGGCCAAGUCGGAGAAGGACGGCGACAAGAUGGACUAGGGAGUGCGCGUCUUGGGGCCGCCGCACCGGAUGCUGGUUUGCGCG